CGGCACUGAACAAAUGGUAAUUACCCCCAAUAUUCAAAGUUAUGGCCAUUGCAGCAACCCCAUGGUCAUGUUCAAAAUUCAGGUGCCUGGUAGUUUUCCCUCAUUUACAAUUGCAGAGACACUUUAACUCUCUCUAUCUGCCUGUUUCCCCUGAAUCUCUGCGCUUUGGCUAGCCUUCUGCUGACCUGCUGCCAUGAGCUCCACUGGUCCAACUGCCCUGCUGAUGUAGCUCCCACUACUGAGGAAGCAAGCUCAGCCUGGCCCUUUACAUUGUAGUCCCGCCCCUCCUUGUCAGGUGAUCAAAAUACAGGUACUUGGCAGCUCAUCAACACUUAUGAUUCCCCCCUCUUAACUUUGGCCUUUUGGCUGCCCUGUCCUUCGCCAUCUUUGCUGUUCCUGCUAAUCUGUGCUCCACUGCCCUUGCCAUCCUUUUAUCCAGUGGAACUGCUGCCAUGGGCUUCCAAAACCUUCCAAAAUGUCUUUAGAAGACUGCACACAAUUGGGCAAGACUACACAUCACCUUGGGGAAAAGGCCUGGUGCAACCAGUAGCUGCCUCAUGAAGGGCCAGCCAGGCAUGCCUCAUCAGAAGUGGGAAGUAGAAGACAAUGAAAGUCAGCUGGGACUGAUAGGACAGCAGAAGCAACAGAAAACAUAAUGGCCAAAAUGGCAGAAAUGGGAGGAAAAUAGGCGAGUAGAGAGAACUGAAGAGGAGGCAAUCCCUUACCUUACUGAGGCUCAAGCCUGGGAUGGACUAAACCAGGGAUGACCUGAUUUGAGGUGGGUAGAUGAAUACAGAAAAACAGAAUAUUAUGCUGCUGUAAAAAUUCAGAGUUGGUUUCGAGGGUGCAAAGUCCGGGCAUACAUCAGGUAUCUGAACAAAAUGAUGGUAUUCAUUCAGAAAUGGUGGCGGGGUUAUCAAGGGCGGAAAAAAUUCAGAAAAAUGGUGGAGACAGCAUAUUUUAUUAUGAAGAUGAAUUUCUACAAUGAAAUGGCUGUCAGGAUUCAAAGAAGAUGGCGAGGCUAUUAUGUCCGAAAAUAUAUCCAUAAUUAUUAUGCGCUAAAGAAGUACUUGGAAAUUGUUGCAUUGAAUAAUGAGAUGGUCAGGAAAGAACUAGAAGAGUUUGCAGAGAUGAAGGAGAAAGAAGACGUGAAAAAAGCUCUUGAAAGGGAAAAAAAGAAAAAGGAUUACCUAGCUCGAAAGAUGCAUUACCUCCUUAGCACUCAGCAGAUUGCAGGCAUAUAUAAUUCACCCUAUCGAAAGUCACCUGAUCCAUGGGAAAUGCAGUUAAAGAAAGCUAAACCUUUGAGGCACAAAAAGAAGAUAGAGAAAAAUGUUAUGGAUCUUCCAUGGCCAACUGAUGACUCCUAUAGUUUACAAACGAUGUCAACUCUUCCUCCAAUUCGAAGACAAAAACCACAGGGACCUUUCCGUGAUACUGUUGACGUACUGCAACAAAGAUUCAAACCCUUGGAACUAUCUGUGCGAGUGUCACCCUCAAGUAUUUCACUUCAACUUGCCCAAGAAAAACAAAAACAAGAAGAAUGGCGAAACCGUAUACAGGAUGUAACGUUUAUGCCAUUUUCAUAUAAUGUGCCAGAUGAAUAUAUUCCAUCCAUUCAGGGAGCAAGCAAAUAUGGUCAGUCAAAUUAUGGAGUCAAGUAUUUCCGGGAAGAACACCCAGAGAAAUGGAUGACAAAGAAGGAUUUCUUAACGGUGUUGCCAUCAAUUCCUCUGUUUGGAAAGUUUGGUCAAGCCUAUUCCAGAGCUGGGCAAUUUGUUUAAACAUUACUUCUCCAACCAAUUUUGUAAGAAAUUUUAAAAGCUAACCCUUUUAAGGCCGAAAAUGAUGCCUAUGCUUACUGUACCAUGCAGUCUUGUUGAAGAUUUUUAUACGGACAUCAUUAGUAUAAUCGAGUUGUGGAUGUUUUGAAUUGAGGUUUCCAUAGCAAUUGGUCAACGGUUGUCAUCAUUUCUAUGAAGAAUAUCCGAAAACAACUUCAGGAACGGGUCUCCAUCUUCCCUUUCAACAAUCAGAACUCCAAAUAGUAAUGACAUCUAAAAUAAAUGCUAUUUGACAACAAUUUGAAGAAUCAGGGGCAUUUUCUUAAUGUUUUUACAGUUAUUUCAGAAAUGUAGCCUGUUUCUUCCA
Messenger RNA from Thamnophis elegans (Western terrestrial garter snake), 2151 nucleotides. RefSeq names its product spermatogenesis associated 17 (gene SPATA17). Gene Ontology annotation, biological process: establishment of meiotic spindle localization; spindle organization; mitotic cell cycle. Gene Ontology annotation, molecular function: protein binding. Gene Ontology annotation, cellular component: spindle pole. The record is from RefSeq and is a predicted model, not a curated record. Bases 882 to 1784 code for a protein of 300 amino acids. The transcript is spliced from 10 exons. NCBI's taxonomy places the organism in Eukaryota, Metazoa, Chordata, Lepidosauria, Squamata, Natricidae.